Molecule: messenger RNA, 1524 nt
Organism: Symbiodinium necroappetens
Lineage: Eukaryota; Dinophyceae; Suessiales; Symbiodiniaceae
Source: the annotation of a GenBank genome assembly
AUGGAACUAGCAGAGGGCGAGCUCGCCAGGUUGCUGGAGGAGACCCUGGCGAAUUGCCUGGGUUACACAGCUCCUCGCGAGGUUCUUCGCACGAGACGUGCCUCCCAAGCUGUGCUAGCACGUGUGGAAGAGUGCCUCCCCGGGCUUCCGACUCAGGCAUUGGACCGCGACGGCACGACGCUGCUCCAUCUGUCUGCCGGUUUGGGCAUCACAGAGCUGACGCAGCGUGUGCUCGAACGCCGGUCAGAUGUUUCGAGCCUUCACCGUCAAUUUGGGACUCCGCUACACUUGGCAGCGGAAAGAGGUCACGAAAAUGUGGCCCGUUUGCUGUUGGCCGAGAAGGCCGAUGCGCAGCAGGCUUUUGCAAAAACGGAAAUCACAGCACUGCACGUGGCAGCGGCGCGUGGCCAUGUACCGGUUCUGCAUACUCUGAUUGAAGCAGGGGCCGAUGUUAACAAAGCAAAUGCUGCGGGAGCGACCCCUUUGCACUGUGCUGUUGCCAAGGGGCAUGUUGAGGCCAUUACAGCUUUGCUCCAAAGCAACGCAGAUACUAACAGUAUCUGUCAUGAUGGCAAAAGCCCCUUGCAUUUUGCGGCGUAUCAGAGUCUCGUCGAGCCACUACAGGUUUUACUUGCGGCACAUGCAUCCGUCAACAAUACGGAUGCAGCUGGCUACACGCCACUAAUCUUCGCCUCGCGCGAAGGACACAAAGAGGUUGUGGAAUUCUUGCUGGACAGCAUGGCGGACGCGAAUAUCUUGAGUUCAGACUCUGAGGGCCCUUUGCAUGCAGCCGCAGAUCGAGGCCACUCAGGCAUUGUAGUGCUGCUUCUGUCGAGACAAGCGGACGUAGAAGCAAGAAACGGUGAUGGCUUGACAGCAUUGGACAUGGUUGCAAUCGACGAUAAUCCUGCCAUCGCUGAGCUGUUGAUCGGCAGCGGCGACCCAUUCCCAGACAAAGAGCUCUUUUCGCAAAUGCUGGCAUCCCUGCUGCGCAAGGACAUGAAUCCUGCCAUGUGGCAACACAUCAACAUUCUGAAGAUUGAGCGCGUGGAGACCGGAAUGCAGGAGGACGGCAGUGCGGAGCCGUACUAUAAGGCAUUGCAGCGUGGCGUGGAGAAUCAAGGUGUGCCGUUCGUACCAGGAUUGCACACGCGCUGGGUUUUCCAUGGCUCCAGCGCAGUGGAUUCCAUCGUCUCCAAUCCCAUCUCAGGCUUCCAGCCGCUGAUGUCUGGAACUCGAGGAAAUGCCCUCUGGGGUUCCGGUACAUACUUUGCUCGCGAUGCCAAGUAUGUUUAUGAUGGUGGCUUCUGCAGUCCCGGAGUGGAUGGAAGCAGGCAGAUAUUGCUUUGCUUGCUCAUGAAUGGAUUCGUUUGCCUCGGAGAUUCGGAGCACAAGGGCGUGCUCCCGUUCCGUCAAGGUCGUCACCGGUACAAUGCGUCAGUCGAUAGCCUCUCUAAUCCAGAGAUUUUCGUGACGCAGUCGCCCGGUGCCGCAUAUCCUGCUUACGUCAUUACAUUUUCCUAG